AUGUGGGACAAACUCGACGACGUCAAGGUCGGCGUGUCAAGGGAAAAGGAACUUGUCGAAAACAAAGAGUUUUGGGGCUGCAUGGUGGAGAGAGGAAGCCAAGUUCAGCGACACUAUGACACUGUUGAGUCUGCCCGAAAACUGAUCGACAUCUUCCUUUCGCAUGACCAUGAACAGUCAGAUGGACCUCCACCGCAAAUUGAGCUGGCAAUCCAACGCGAGAUGGUGGAUCAACACAAGGUUCUCGAAAGCACCUCGGCCGGACGAGAAGUGUGCAACAAACUGAACGAAGAGGAAGCAGAAAUCGAGACCUGCAUUGCGGAAUACCAUGCGGAAAUGCACCAAAUACGGGAAGAAAGAGGCCUCAACAUGCUUCAAGAGCUUGAAGAUCUCGAGAAGCAGAUCAGUGUUGCCAAGAGGAAGAGUGAAAGAAUUUUACAUCACAGGCAGGCCGAGAUGAAAAAGUCAAUGGAGACACUGAUAAGGGAUAAUUUCGACCAAGAUGACCUGGAGCCGGUGGAGGAGAAGAAGAAGAGGCUCGAUGAGGAAUACGUUGCAGGGGAUCCCGAUACACAAUCUUACUACGCUGGGGGCCCGACAUCCACAAGCACAAGCACACGCAAUAGUCAAAGCAGCAAUCGGUCCAGCCUCCCUAGUCUUGAUCGAGUCGUUUCUCCAGACGCCUCACAAGUAAUGGGACAACGGUGGUCUAAACGGGACCAGAAGGAUAUUAGCGUCAGCAUGAGUCUACGGGGCAAGUAUUGCUCCCUCAUUGGCCCUGCGUACAGCAAGUCGUGA
Molecule: messenger RNA, 798 nt
Organism: Colletotrichum spaethianum
Lineage: Eukaryota; Fungi; Ascomycota; Sordariomycetes; Glomerellales; Glomerellaceae
Exons: 1
Coding region: 1-798 (265 amino acids)
Source: RefSeq, a predicted model, not a curated record